GGGCUGGCAGUGGGGAUGAGGCCCGGGAUGGGAUCUCCCCCAUGGGACAGUGGGGCUGGGGAAGCCCUGCUGCCCCCAAACCACUAUUGUCAGCCCUGACCCACACACACCCCACAGAAACCAUUCACCCUGUGCCCCAGAGCCACCCUGACCCACAGCACCCCACAGGCACCCCUCACCCUGCUCCCCAGCAUCGCCCUGACCCACUGACACCGCUCAUCCUGUCCCCUAGGGCCACCCCGACCCAAGGGGACCCCACGGGGACACGCCACCAGCCAGCCCCUGACCCCGUCCAUAGGGCUGCCCGCUGCCAUCCCAUCGCCACUGGGGUGAGCUCGCCCCACGCCUGCCUCCCCUCCACCGACUCCCCGCACACCCUAAUUAAUGACCCCGCUUCGUAAACAGGAAGGCAGCAGCCCUGCCCCAUGCGCUGCGCCGUGCUCAGCCCCACGGCGAUGCUCCCCAGAUCCCGGGGAGCACAAACCCCAAAGGGAGCACAGAUUCACCCCAAACCGGUGCCGUGAUGGAGGUGCCCCCACCUCGCUGCGGGACCCUCCCGGCCCGUGCCCCCCUCCCGACGCAGCGAUGGAGGAAGAGCCCAGCUGCUGCCAGGAUGCGGCCAAGUUGGCAGCAGGCGAGGGGCUGGGCGCCGAGAUGCAGCUGGACGACGUGGUGGGGACGCACCCCGACUACAACGAGGAGGAGGAGGAGCAGAAGUACUUCCGCCGCAAGCGCCUCGGCGUGGUGAAGAACGUGCUGGCCGCCAGCCUGGCCGCCACGCUCACCUACGGCGUCUACCUGGGCCUGCUGCAGAUGCAGCUCAUCCUGCACUACGACGAGACCUACCGGGAGGUGAAGUACAGCAACAUGGAGCUGGAGGACAUCGACCGCAAGGUGCUGAUGGGCAUCAACGUCACGCCGGUGGCGGCGCUGCUCUACACGCCCGUCCUCAUCCGCUUCUUCGGCACCAAGUGGACCAUGUUCCUGGCCGUGGGGAUCUACGCCCUCUUCGUCUCCAGCAACUACUGGGAGCGCUACUUCACGCUGGUGCCCUCCGCCGUGGCCAUCGGGGUGGCCAUCGUGCCCCUCUGGGCCUCCAUGGGCCACUACAUCACACGGAUGGCGCAGAAGUACUACGAGUACGCCAACUACAAGGAGGAGCACGUGCAGGAGCAGCGGCAAGCACCGCGGGGCGCCUGCAGCACCUACAUCGUCAUCUUCCAGACCAUCUUCUACGCCUGCUUCCACCUGAGCUUCGUCUGCGCACAGAUGCCCAUGCUCUUCUUCCUCAACAACUACCUGUACCAGCUCAACCACACGCUAUAUGGGGUGAAGCACUGUGGGACGCUGAGCCACGGCACGCUGCCCGGCUUCAACAAGACGGUGCUGCACAGCCUGCCCCGCAGCGUCAACCUCAUCAUCGUGGAGAGCGCCCUGAUGGCGGCCGCCUUCCUCGCCAUGCUGGUGGUCCUGCUGCUGUGCGGCUCGGCCUACCGGCCCACCGAGGAGAUCGACCUGCGCAGCAUCGGCUGGGGGAACAUCUUCCAGCUGCCCUUCAAGCACAUGCGGGACUACCGCCUCCGCCACCUCCUCCCCUUCUUCAUCUACAGCGGCUUCGAGGUGCUCUUCGUCUGCACCGGCUUCUCCCUGAACUACGGCGUGUGCGCCCUGGGGCUGGAGAAGUUGGCAUACCUCCUCAUGGCCUACGGCUUCUCCGCCUCCGCCUGCUCCAGCCUGGCACUCUGCACGCUGCGCCUGCGGCGGCAGUGCCCGCUGCUGGCCGGAGCCUUCGUCCACGCCGCCAUCCUGGUGACGCUCUUCUGCUGGGCGCCCGAGCCCCGGCAUGUGGUGCAGGCACCUCUGCUCUACUCCAUAGCCGUGCUCUGGGGCAUGGGCAGCGCCCUCAACAAGACCGGCAUUAGCAUCCUCCUGGGCAUGCUGUACGAGGACAAAGAGCGCCAAGACUUCGUCUUCACCAUCUACCACUGGUGGCAGGCGCUGGCCAUCUUCGCCGUGUACCUGUGGUCGGGGCUGCCCAUGAAGGCCAAGCUCUCCAUCAUGCUGCUGGCGCUGGGGCUGGCGGCCGGCUCCUACCUGUGGAUGGAGCGCAAGCUGGCGCAGCGCGUGUCCUACCGCCUGCCCCGCAUCCCCCGCCCGCGCCACAAGAUGAAGGGCUACCGCUACCUGGAGGAUGACGACUCCGACGAAACCGCUUCGGAGGGUGAGGGGGCGAGCCGCCACGAGGACGACGACGACGACCGGCACCCGGCCGAGGCCAAUGGCAGGGACGAGCUGCCGAAAGACGAGGGGGAGGGAACAGAUUAGACGUGGCCUGUGCCAGCAAAGCGCAAGCCCCCAUGCCAAAGCCCAAAUCCCGCAGAAAGCCCAAGUCCUGCAGAAAUCCCAAAUCUUCACAGCAGAGCCCAAGUCCUGCAGAAAACCCAAAUUCCCAUGGGAAUCCUAAAUCCCUGCAGAAAUCCCAAAUCCCCACAGCAAAGCCUAAAUCCCGCAGAAAGCCCAAAUUCCCAUGGGAAUCCUAAAUCCCUGUAGAAAUCCCAAACCCCUCAAAAAUCCCAAAUCCCCACAGAAAUCCCAAAUGCCCACAGCAAACCCAAAUUCACAUGGAAAUCCUAGAUCCCCACAGCCAUCUCAAACCCCUCAGAAAGCCCAAAUCCCCAACAGACCCAAAAUCUCCACAGAAUACCCGAUCCCCACAGACAUCUCAAAGCCCCACAAAAAUCCCAAAUCCCUCAGAAUGCCCAAACCUCACAGAAAUCCCAAAUCCCUGCAGAAAGCCCAAAUCCCCAGAGACAUCCCAAAUCCCCGGAAGUCCCAACCACCUGCAGAAAUCCCAAAUCCCCCGCAAAAAUCCCAAAUCGCCCGCAAAAAUCCCAAAUCCCCCGCAGAAACCCCAAAUCCCCUCAGAAACCCCAAACUCCCUCAGAAAUCCCAAAUCCCUGCAAAAAUCCCAAAUCCCUGCAAAACUCCCAAACCCCCGCAAAACUCCCAAACCCCCGUAGAAAUCCCAAACCCCC
This is a messenger RNA of Cygnus olor (mute swan), 3035 nucleotides long. It is a transcript of the gene UNC93B1, whose product is annotated as unc-93 homolog B1, TLR signaling regulator. Gene Ontology annotation, biological process: toll-like receptor 9 signaling pathway; toll-like receptor 3 signaling pathway; toll-like receptor 7 signaling pathway. The transcript has 11 exons. Gene Ontology annotation, cellular component: endosome; lysosome. Gene Ontology annotation, molecular function: Toll-like receptor binding. The coding region runs from base 385 to 2325 and encodes 646 amino acids. The record is from RefSeq and is a predicted model, not a curated record. NCBI's taxonomy places the organism in Eukaryota, Metazoa, Chordata, Aves, Anseriformes, Anatidae.